This is a messenger RNA of Drosophila gunungcola (fruit fly), 1168 nucleotides long. RefSeq lists its product as uncharacterized. The record is from RefSeq and is a predicted model, not a curated record. NCBI's taxonomy places the organism in Eukaryota, Metazoa, Arthropoda, Insecta, Diptera, Drosophilidae. The transcript has 5 exons. The coding region runs from base 484 to 1065 and encodes 193 amino acids.
UGGUAUUUUAUUUGGUGGUGAUAUUUUUUAACAAAAACUGUAGAAUAUUUAACCCUAGAGGUAUCUUAGAAUAGUAAUUAAAUUUGACAGACUAUUUUUAAGAGUUUUUUGUUUGAUUACGAAUACAAAUUCUGAUAUUUUUGUAUGAUUUUUAGAACAUAGGUAUCCAAGGGUUUUUAGGAAUCCUGAAUUUUAACACUAAGUCAUUUGUAAAAAUAAAUUACAAUGGCAGUAAGUCAGUUACACCCCAUAUUGUAUCCGCCAUGUUGUUUGAUCCAUGGCAGCAUGGUAGUUUUUAUACCGCAGAAACAAUUUCAAAAUGUAACAAUUUCUCAUAAAUUUCGCACAGUCGCGUCCCCAAUGGCGAACAGAACAGUUGGCAUUUAUUUUUCUGAAAUUAGUUAUAUUUUUUUUCAAAAAAUUUAGAUGUGAAUCUAAACAAGCCACACCAGAUUCAGUGCCAGACUCAGAGCGUCUGUACAUAUGUUGCGUGAGAACCCCGAACCGCGCCAGAAGAGCUUGGUGGGGCCCACAUAUAGGGUGACCAUUAUUAUGCUCGUCAUCGGACAGCUUCAGGUAUCGGUGGCCAUGGAGAUCAAGGCUCUGAAGGAAUUUCUGGCGGAACGCUACUACCUCAGUCUGGUCCUGUUUCUGGUCAGCUUCCUGUCCAUCCAGCUUUACGGCUUCUUCUACCACCUGAUCGUUAAACAACCCAUGUGGGUACGGAUUCUGGCGGGCUUCUGGACGUACGAGGUGAACACCUUGUCGAUCAUGAAGCCCGCCAAACGAGCCCCAUACGUAAGCCUCAUUUUGUCCUUCUUCCUCACCUUCCUUGUGAUGAUCAUCAGUGUUAUAUACGGCAACAAGGCAGUGCAUCACAGAAGGGGCCUAUACACCUCCCGCAACAAGGUAAUCCUGUGGAGCGAACGGCUAUAUGUGCUCACCUGUUUCGGCAUCAUCGUGUGCGCCGAAAUGAAGAGGGUUACCAUCGAGUUUUCUACCCUGUUUAUAUACACCACAAUGUCAAACGUGCAAAUUUUUAUAAGUUUUGGAACACAAAUAUAGAUUUACGUAAAUUUAGAAGACACUGUUGCCCCACAGUUCGUCAUAGUUUUCGCCGCCUCGAUGCGAAGACCAAAUUUUUAUCAUCACGAUUGUAAUGGGGAUU